Oncorhynchus tshawytscha (Chinook salmon) is the source of this 4578-nucleotide messenger RNA. It is a transcript of the gene tp53bp2b, whose product is annotated as tumor protein p53 binding protein, 2b. Bases 571 to 3789 code for a protein of 1072 amino acids. Gene Ontology annotation, biological process: regulation of apoptotic process; signal transduction. Lineage: Eukaryota; Metazoa; Chordata; Actinopteri; Salmoniformes; Salmonidae. The record is from RefSeq and is a predicted model, not a curated record. Gene Ontology annotation, molecular function: p53 binding. The transcript has 18 exons. Gene Ontology annotation, cellular component: nucleus.
CACUUGGUUAGGAACGCAGCAUUAUUAUAUUCGCAGAACGCCUCACUCGCUUUAGGGUUGGGUUGCCGACGUUUGUUAAUUCAACCGAUACCUUUCCUAGUGGGCAAGUACACUUCUAGAUACACAUUGUCUAAAAAUGUAAGUCUUUAAUAGAUAGAGAUAAAGAUGGAUUGAAAAUUGGAUUUAACAAUGGACGUACAGUUGGCUAUUUCUGCCGUUAUAUUAUUCAUGGUUGCACAUUUGCACAUUGUUGGGCCAAAUAACCAUGUCGAUCAGGGGGCCACCGGACUAAUCCUGAGAAAUCAUUUCAAGGGAUAGAUCGUUGUCAUUGAGAAGGGCCUUGUUACAGUUCCAUUGCAACAGGUCUCCAAUAAAGACAACAUCAAUAAUUGUGGAACGGGAGAAUGUAAAAUUAGAGAGGCGGUCGUGCGUAUAAUAGACGGGCGACAGGAAAAAGGAAUAAACUAGAUCUGAUGUCACUGCUCUGGUGGAUUAUCGAAUACGUGAGGGAUUUAAUAUCCUCGAAUCGAAGAUAGCAGUAGCCAACGUUGCAUGUGAUACGUUGCCAAUAUGAUGCCGAUGUACCUCACCGUGUACCUCAGCAACAAUGACCAGCAUUUCACAGAGGUGCCCGUUACCCCGGAAACCCUGUGUCGUGAUGUGGUGGAGCUGUGCAAGGAGCCGGGGGAGGGAGAAUGCUUCCUAGCUGAAAUGUGGCGAGGCUCAGAGCGCGCCAUUGGUGACGGAGAGCGAAUGCUGGACGUGCUCCAGCGUUGGGGACACCAGAGGGGGGAGGUGCGCUUCCUCCUGCGCCAUGACCGGGCACCCUGCAGAGAGUCAGGUGGAUCAAGGGUUUCCGAUCCCUCCGCUAAAAGGAACAUGGUCAAGGUGCCUGUGGACCGAUGCAUGGAGAAUGGGGUGGCACCACCUUGCAUGGACAUCACCCUCUCGGAGCUGCAGGAGUUGGCGUCACGGCAACAGCAGCAGAUCAAUUCGCAGCAGCAGCUCCUGGCCUCAAAGGAGCAACGUCUGCUCUACCUGAAGCUGCAGGAGCAGCAGCAGCAGGCGUCAGAGCAUGAGAGACUACUGCAGCUUCGUGAGAACGCUGAGAACCAGGAGACCAAGCUGCGGCGGGUGCGGGCCCUCAAGGGUCAAGUGGAGCAGAAACGCCUUAGCAACAGCAAACUGGUGGAGGAGAUAGAGCAGAUGAACGGGCUGUUUCAGAGUAAGCAGUGCGAGCUCCUGGUGGCCGUCUCGAGAGUGGAGGAGCUGAGCAGGCAGCUGGAGACCCUGAAAAGCGUCAAGAUGGAGCCCUCUCAUGACGGCCCGAGCUCCGCCGGCGAGCUGGAGCGUCUUUACAAGGAGCUGCAGCUGAGGAAUAAGCUGAACCAGGACCAGAGUGCCAAGCUGCAACAGCAGCGUGAGAGCCUGAGCAAGCGCAACCUGGAGGUGGCCACCAUGGACAAGCGAGUGGCCGAACUCCGCGAACGCCUGUGGAAGAAGAAGGCAGCGCUACAGCAGAAGGCGAACUUGCCCGUCCCCACAAAGAGCCAGGCCCUGCAGCCAUGUGGCCCUUCCAGGGUGGCGGCCGUGGGCCCUUACAUCCUGUCCUCCACUGCGGCCCCAGGGCCUCCGGUGCCCAGCCGACAGGAGCUGCUGAUCAAGCCUGCCUACCCCGACGGCACCACCACCUUACCCAUGCCAGACUCCUCCAUGAAGGCCCCUCCUAGACUGCUUAAACCCUACUCAGCUCUGACAGGUUUUCAGUCAUCCAAGAUGUCUCAGCUGUCCGACUGGUCCAGCUCCAGAGCAGAGUCCAGCGGCAGUCAUCAUGGCAUAUCCUCUACUCUGCCUCGCAUGUCCAGCCUCUCCUCAAAGGGCUCAGGAGACGCCGAGACCCUCAAGGGCCAAAAGGGGCGUCACAUUUCUAUGUUUGACGCCCCGGCUCCCGUCCACUCACAGAACAAUCAGAGCAGCGAGGACCUCUUGAGGGAUACCCAGGCAGGUGGCAAGGCUCUCGGCAAGGUGCCACCUCCUAUCCCUACCAAGCCCCCGACCUUCGGCAAACCGCCCUACAGCACGGGCACCUUCCCGGGCAAGGCAAAACCGUCCGCCUCCCUCCAUCUGUGUGCACCUCCGCCCAUCCACAGCCACACCCUGCCUCUGCCACCCAAACAGGAGGCUCCUCCGGCGGCUACGGUGCGCCCCUUCACCCCGGAUCCUCCAGAGUCCACAGCGGCAGUGCCUGUCCUCCAGAAGCCACAGACAGUGGCUGCCUCCUCCAUCUACUCCAUGUACACCCAACAGCCCAGGACAGGCGGGGGCACUCUGACACGCACGCAGCCCAGAGUGUAUGGAAAACCAGUCAUCUCAGGCAGUGGGGGGCAGCAGUCGCUCCUCCAGGACUCCACCUAUUUGGGGGCCGGCGAUUUCGAGGUGGACCAGGGGGGUCCCGGCCUGGCGUCUCUGGCACCUGAGAACCAGUGUGGCCAGGAGACGGAGACGGAGCGGGCCCCUCGUCCCCUCAGCCCCACCAAGCUCCUCCCCUUCAUCUCGCACCCUCACCGGCACCCCAGCGACGCUGACCUGGAAGCCCUGCGCCGUCGGCUGCACCAUGCCCCGCGACCCCUCAAGAAGCGCAGCUCCAUCACAGAGCCUGAGGGCCCAGCGGGGCCCAACAUCCAGAAGCUUCUCUACCAGAAGACCACACUGGCCGCCAUGGAGACUGUUGUGGCGUCUCCAUACGAGGGUGAAGGUGGAGGAACAUGGAAGGAGGGGGCCAGUGCCGGUGGAGCCCCAGACUGCACUGGUACGUCCCAAGUUUUCACCGCUGCAGCGUCCCUCGCUGAGACCGAGGAAGAUGCACAGGUGCCCCCCCACUCGCCCAUCCCAGAGCCCUCUUCCUUCUCCAGCCACACCAUGCCCCCGUCGCUGGAGGAAGAGGAGCCAGAUCCCUGCCACCCGCCCCCCCAUCAGCCAGAAGCCUACUUGGAGGAGUACCCGCCCUACCCGCCCCCUCCAUACCCCAGCGAAGGGGAGCAGGACCUGGGGGAGGACACCCUCAACAUGAAGGCUCCGGAGGUCACAGGACAGGUCACUCUGCCUCCGGGCAAGAGGACCAACCUGCGGAAGGUCGGCUCGGAGCGCAUAGAUCACGGCAUGCGGGUCAAGUUUAACCCCCUGGCCCUGCUGCUGGACUCAUCUCUGGAGGGCGAGUAUGAUCUGGUGCAGAGGGUCAUCUAUGACGUGGAUGACCCCAGCCUGCCCAAUGACGAGGGCAUCACAGCCCUGCACAACGCCGUCUGCGCCGGCCACACUGAGAUCGUCAAGUUCCUGGUGCAGUUUGGCGUGAACGCCAACGCUGCCGACAGCGAUGGCUGGACUCCACUGCACUGUGCGGCCUCCUGUAACAAUGUGCAGGUGUGUAAAUUCCUGGUGGAGUCCGGGGCUGCUGUGUUCGCCACCACCUACAGUGACAUGCAGACAGCGGCAGACAAGUGCGAGGAGAUGGAGGAGGGCUACGCACAGUGCUCCCAGUUCCUCUACGGUGUACAGGAGAAGAUGGGCAUCAUGAACCGUGGUGUGGUGUACGCCCUAUGGGACUACGAGGCUGAGGACGAUGACGAGUUGGCCUUCCAGGAAGGCGACUGCAUGACGGUGCUGCGGCGCGAGGACAAGGACGAGAUAGAGUGGUGGUGGGCCCGCUGUGGAGACCGAGAGGGCUACAUUCCAAGAAACCUGCUAGGGCUGUAUCUGAGGAUCAAGCCACGGCAGAGGAGCUUGGCUUAAAUUAUAUCGGCUGACGUUCCACCCUACUCGCUGAAAACUACUCCGACUCGAAGAAGUUACUUUUUGAAAGGCGAAUGAAGAACCUACUUCUGUUUUUUUGGAUGUCAAAGUCAAGCAUUCCACUUCAAGCUUUUGGACCUGUCUGUGAAAGACCAUAUCAUGCUAAAGGGUUUUCAACCUAUGUAUGGAUAAUAUUCACAUGGUCAUGCUGUUUCCUUUUCACUGCAGGAAUGUAAUUAUGGGACAACAUUUGUAAUGGAGACUUCUGAACAGUGUUUUUUUUUUGUAGACGUGUGAUUUUCUGAGCAGAUUCAAUUUGUAAGGGUUUGUAACUGUGGCAGUUGGAAAUGUAAAGCUUUUUCUACAUCAUGGCAAGCUUAUAUCCACACAAGAUACACAGUAUAUAAAAACUUUGGUUGUGUAUUUGACUAUUUUCCUUUAUCUUCCGUUAUCACAAACAAUCUUGCUGUGGGUAUACAGUGCCUUCAGAAAGUAUUCAUACCACUUGACUUAUUCCACAUUUUGUGUUACAGCCUGAAUUCAAAAUGGAUUAAAUUUGUUUUUUUUUCUCACCAAUGUACACACAAUAGCCCAUAAUGACAAACUGAAAACAUGGUUUAGAAAUGUUUGCAAAUGGAUUGAAAAUGAAAUCCAGAAAUAUCUAAUUAACAAGUAUUCACACCCCUGAGUCAUUCAUUACAUGUUAGAAUCACCUUUGGCAGCGAUUACAGCUGAGUCUUUCUGGAUUAAUCUCUCUCUAAGAGCUUUACACACCUGGGUUGUACAAUA